This is a messenger RNA of Adineta ricciae, 579 nucleotides long. Lineage: Eukaryota; Metazoa; Rotifera; Eurotatoria; Adinetida; Adinetidae. The record is from the annotation of a GenBank genome assembly.
AUGGGUAAUCAAAAUAACAGGGGAAAAACCUUAACCGACUACGAUAUCAGACUUUUCAGUCAACAAAGUCAAUUGCCACCGCAUAUUAUUCAACAACUCUACGAGGCAUUUAUUGAACGUGCAGGAAAAGAUGGACGAAUGACAGUGAGUGAUUUCAAGAAGUCGUAUUUAGAAAUCAAUCCUAAUGCUAGUCCGUACAAUUUGGACAAUGAAGCGGAACGAAUUUUUAUAAUGUUCGAUCGAGAUCGCAAUGGAGUCUUAACCUUCGAUGAAUUUAUGAUGGCAUAUGUUUUACUACAACGUGGUGUUGAUACUCCGGCAAACCGUUGGCAAUACGUUAUCAGUGCAAUGCCUCCCGGUGUUCUCUCGCGCCCUGGUUAUGUUAAUUCAGCUGAAGCGCUUCAACUUCUUCAACAAUUGAAUCAAUUCUAUCAGAUUCCAAAUUUCGAACCUACAGCGCAACAUAAUAUCGUCUGGACUCAAUUGACUCCUCAAUUAGAUCCAACAGGAUACAUUCCUCAAGCUGAAUUUCUACGUCUUAUCGCAGCUCAACCGAGUAUUCAACCACAUAUUUGGUGA